Messenger RNA from Xenopus laevis (African clawed frog), 2764 nucleotides. It is a transcript of the gene dnajb4.L, whose product is annotated as DnaJ heat shock protein family (Hsp40) member B4 L homeolog. Gene Ontology annotation, cellular component: cytosol. The coding region runs from base 267 to 1292 and encodes 341 amino acids. The transcript has 3 exons. Lineage: Eukaryota; Metazoa; Chordata; Amphibia; Anura; Pipidae. Gene Ontology annotation, biological process: protein folding; negative regulation of transcription by RNA polymerase II. Gene Ontology annotation, molecular function: protein-folding chaperone binding. The record is from RefSeq and is a predicted model, not a curated record.
AAAAAAAAAAACUUCUAGAAAGAGCUAGUGGAUUCUACAGGCAGCAGAGACGUAACUGGGAGGCAGAGAGCUGAUUUUUCUCUAUAUAUGAGCAGUAGGGGAAGGAAUCCUAUCCCAGUAAAAUCCAGCACUCUGGGACAAACUGUCAUCAGAUCAGACUCUGGGGGUUUCACGUUUGAAUCAAUCCACAGAUUUUAAGAGGCAUUUCAGGCAAAAUAAUCUUUUUUAUUGAACUAUCUUUCACAUCUACUUUAUCUGACAGGAGCAUGGGAAAAGAUUAUUAUUCAAUUUUAGGGAUUGAAAAGGGAGCUUCGGAAGAUGACAUCAAGAAAGCUUAUAGAAAACAGGCUCUCAAAUGGCACCCAGACAAGAACAAAUCUGCUCAUGCAGAGGAGAAGUUUAAAGAGAUUGCUGAAGCCUAUGAGGUGCUAAGUGACCCCAAAAAGAAAGAGGUGUAUGAUCAGUUUGGGGAAGAGGGACUUAAAGGAGGGUCUGAAGCACCAGAUGGACAUGGUGGAAACUUUCACUAUUCUUUUCAUGGUGAUCCACAUGCAACAUUUGCUGCAUUUUUUGGUGGAGCAAACCCAUUCGAAAUGUUCUUUGGGAGAAGGAUGCCGAGUGGCCGGAAUGAUGAAGACAUGGAGUUAGAUGAGGACCCAUUCCCAUUUAGUUCAUUUACAAGUUUCGACAUGAAUGGAUUUCCAAGAGAAAAGAAUCAGGUUGGUAACCAGUUCCGCCGCAAGCAGGACCCACCUAUAAUUCAUGACCUAAGAGUGUCUUUGGAAGAGAUCUACCAUGGCUGUACCAAAAGAAUGAGGAUAUCCCGGAAACGGAUGAAUCCCGAUGGGAGAUCUGUACGGACUGAAGAUAAGAUUCUUACCAUAGAGAUAAAGAAAGGUUGGAAAGAGGGCACCAAAAUCACAUUUCCCAGGGAGGGGGAUGAAACUCCCAUGACCAUUCCUGCUGACAUUGUUUUUGUUGUUAAAGACAAACCUCAUGCACACUUUAAACGGGAUGGGUCAAAUAUUGUGUGUCCUGUACACAUAAGCUUGCGUGAGGCUCUCUGUGGAUGCUCAAUCAAUGUGCCAACAUUAGAUGGAAGGAGCAUACCAAUGACAAUAAAUGACAUAAUGAAACCUGGUAUGAGACGGAGGAUUAUAGGAUAUGGACUCCCUUUUCCAAAAAACCCAGAACAACAUGGAGAUCUGCUUGUGGAAUUUGAAGUUAUUUUCCCAGAAAGCAUUCCUCAGUCAUCAAAGGAAAUUCUAAAAAGACAUCUGCCUGUUUCCUAGAUUUCCACUCAAAGCUAAAGGAUGCCUUGCCUAUGCAAAGUAUUACUGUAUGAUGAUAAACAUUUUUAUGCAGUUAUAUAGUUUUUGUGCCACAUGAUCUUCAUUUAGGGGCAGAUUUAUCAAGGGUCGAAUUUCGAGGAGAUGGGAGUUUUUUUAAACUCCCAUCACCUCGAAAUUCAAAUAAAAAAGACCAACCGAAAUUUAUUGAAAAAAAUAAAUAGAAUUUUUCACUUCGACCCUUAAUAAAUCUGCCCCUUAAUGUUUUUUUUAAUGCAUUGUGAUACAAACAGGCCUUUUAUCAGAAUGUAAUACUCCCUUUAAUGAGCUUUAGCAGGUUUUGGCAUUAGCUCAUUUUGGUGGGGACAAGCAGUAUUGUGAAACACAUGGCUUGAUAUAGCAUUUUAGGGGUGUUUGUUUCUUUAGAUUUAUUAUGUAUGUUUCUCUGUACUGAAAAUGUUGCAGUUCACACUCUAUGUUUAUAAAUCAUAAAUGUUUAUAAAAAAAAUUGUUUAAUAUAGUUUUUAAUCUGUAAUUUUAUCUACAGUUGUAUAAAUGAAUGCCAACGAUCAUAUUAUUAGCAUUCUUUACUGUGUGGUUUCUAGUACUGUGCGGUUUCUGUCUGAUCAUGCUAAUUUAUGUGUAACUGGCAGCAAGUUGUCCUUAAAAUGUAUGGCUAAGCACUUUGGAGCUAGACAUAGUUGUUCUAAAUUUAAGUGUCAUGCAUCACUUAGGCACAUUAAUGAUCUCAGGACCUACUGUAUGUUUUUAUUAACUCAACACUGUGUUUAUUGAAAGCACAGAACAGACUGCCUGAUAUCAGUAAAAUAGUUUCAAUAAAUGUUCACAUGGAUUGAGUUUUUUGAGGAGAAAUGAUGGAGCCCUUUGGGAUAACAGGUCAAUGUUUAUUGUGGGGGUCUAACCUGAAUGUAGGCAGGGAAUGAUGAACUUAGUACAGAUCUAGUUUAAAAUAGAUCACAGCAAGUCACAAGUCAUCUUUGGUAGCAUUUUGAAAUAUGAGAUGUGAAAUGCCAUGCCCUGUAGUCUCUGUAAUGUGGCAGUAUAUAAACAUGUGCUCACUGGCAGGCAAAAUUAAAGGCGUUUUGUAAGAAGACUAAUUGCAAAAGCAAAAUGAUAUCGUUGAAUUGAUUAACCUGGAAAUGCUCUAUUAGUAAAUUGGAUUUACAGACUAUAAUAACAGCUUUAUUAUGAAUUGCUUAGCUUGUGUGGAAUUGCAAAAAAGAAAAUUUAUUUUUUAACAUGCAUUAUUUUUUCAUUGUGAUACUACUAUAUUAGAAGAACUAUGAUUGUGUGGCUAUUGACAUAUUUUACAUCUUAGGGAGCAUUUUGUUACUUAUUUUAAACAGUGCUGGCACUAUAUAUUUUUUUUUUUUUGAACUAGCAUGUAGUUGAUCCUAGGUCCAUCAACCUAAAGUGAUAAAGGAUAAAGGAGUAUAAAAUGUUAUAAAAAUAUC